ACGACAUCCAUCAAAAUCACCAAAAAUGGUUUCUUCAAAACACAACACAACACUCCUCCAACCAUGGCUCAGCGAUCUGAAGGCUGGCUACAACAAAAGUAUAACCACGCGACCAAACUACUACCUCAACUCUCCGUCUAAAACUCUAAUCACAACUUCCAACCUCCACUCCCUCCAUCUCGGCACCGGCGAGUCUAUCCUCAAAUCUUUGAUCCCGUUACUAGAAUCUGCGAAUGAAGAAGUGGUGCUGGUUACUUGUUUUUGGGCCACUUCUGCGAGUCAGAAACUUAUCAAUGAGGUGCUGAAAAUCUUGUCGGAAAAGGCAGUUGCUCGGGACAAGGAAAUUAGAGUAAGGAUAUGCUUCUCAUCAUCGGGAAUUUUACAAAAACUGUUACAUCCGCAGAGUUUGGCGGGAAAGGUGUAUGAGCCCGAAUCAUGGCAGAGUGCUCUUCAACUACCAGCACCAGAAGAAUUGCAAGGUCUGGAUAUGGUGGUCAAGAGUAUCUUUCUCUUGCCAUUUUCAGUCAUGCAUCCGAAAUUCAUCAUCAUAGACAGGAAGAUUGCGGUAUUGCCUAGUUGUAACGUUUCCUGGGAAGACUGGUUCGAGGGCGCUGUUGUGUUGUCAGGAAGUGUCGUAUCUUGCUUUGUGGACUUUUGGAGGGAGUUUUGGGCACAGCAGGAGGAUAGGGAUGAACUUCUCACCAUGACUACGGAUCUGGAGCAGGGGAUUGAUGUCACCAGGAUACCGCAAUCACAACCGGGAAGCUUGCUCUCGCAUACAGCACUGGCCCUAGCGAACGUCACCACGAUAUUCCUGCCUAGCCCACAUAACAGAAACCCUGGCUUUACAUUUCCAUGGCAAGAUUACUCACCGCCGCCUCCGACACCUCUGAAUACAUUCUUCCUCCGCAGUCUUGCUGCUGCGGAAAGAAAUGUAUAUAUCCAAACCCCAAACCUCACGAGUCCCCCAGUACUCACAGCUAUCCUACACACCCUCCAACGCGGCAUCGACAUCCACAUCAUCACCAGCGAACGCCUCAUGAUAUUAGAACAACUAGUAACCGCCGGCACCACAACAUCCCGCUGCAUUUCCCGUCUUGUCUCACGCUACAACACCCUGCUUUCACCCUCCUCUUCCGAUCUCGAAGCCGGUACGCGCCGACCAGGAAAGCUUUCUAUCGGAUACUUUGAACCUAGAAAGCAAGGAGACAGAGAACCUCGACAAAGUCAUUUCAAGUGCACGAUUGUAGAUGAGGAGUUGGUGAUUCUGGGGUCGGGGAACUUGGAUAGGGCGAGUUGGUAUACUAGUCAGGAGUUGGGUUGCGCGUUUUUGGAUAGCGGGUUUGCUGGGAAGUUGAAGGGCGAGUUGGAGAGGGCUUUGGAGGGGAGGGUGAAGCGUGUGCUGUAGAGAGUUGGUGGUGGGAGGGAACAGUAUGAGGGCUGUGUUGAGAAGAUACGAGGAAGCGAGCGAUGCCAAGAGGGCGAGUAAAGACCAUUCAUCUAUAAAGAAAAAGAGAGGGAAGGAGAGAGAGGACGAAGGUCUGUCAAGACAGUAAGACGAGUGGCGAAAGACCAUGAGAAAAGCAGAGAUAGACCACGCAUUGUGGACCCUCGACCUUAUACACAGAACAUACAUCAAGCACUUGCUCAACCACACCAUCAACUCAUUUUGGCAAAGACAUUUUGAACCUUUAUCUUUUUGGCAUGAAAAAAACCUACGAAACGAGUCUUUUUUCUUUGGUUGGACGAAACGCCGAUUAUACCCUGCACUCCGUCGAACCGACUCCAUUCGUCCCUCGC
Messenger RNA from Aureobasidium subglaciale EXF-2481, 1800 nucleotides. RefSeq lists its product as uncharacterized. NCBI's taxonomy places the organism in Eukaryota, Fungi, Ascomycota, Dothideomycetes, Dothideales, Saccotheciaceae. The transcript has a single exon. Gene Ontology annotation, molecular function: catalytic activity. The record is from RefSeq and is a predicted model, not a curated record. The coding region runs from base 26 to 1408 and encodes 460 amino acids.